AUGAGGAGGGAUGAAUCCGCCUUCAGCAAUGUAGAAGCAAUGUGCGCGUCAGCCACCGCGGCUCUAUUGUUGGGCGCACUAUCUGUUCUGCCGACUCGAGGGACCGAGGCCGACGCGACAUUAACAAUUUUGAAGGAAACACGCGAAGCAGGCUCGCAGCCAACAAUAAACCAACUUUAUCAAAUGCUGUACCGUGGCCCGGAUUCGCAUAAUCAGACUAAACUCCUUGCUAACACAAACUUUUCUAAUCUCGACAUUAUACCAACUCUUAAGUCCUAUAACCAACUUGAACAUUCUCCACCGAGCGAUAAACAGGUUAAAUGCUGCUUUAACGAUUCCUUACCUUCACAAUUUACUGCAAACAAACACACGGAAGCUGCACACGAAGUUAAUAUCACUAAAGAUCAUAAGAAAUUCAGGAAAAGGCGAGUUAAUGAAACACGAACAGAAGAUUUUCUUAAUAACGGAUAUUAUGCUGCUACGGCUGUACCAAUGAUAAACACGCCAGUGAUGGAAAGACGACGUAAAAUAGGAGAAGUUGGGUCCAAUGCGCCACUCUUAAACUAUAUAUUCGACACUUAUUCAAAUACACAUCAACAUAGGAAUGAAAAGCCGGGCAACGGAAACAGUAUCUACGCGGCGGCCGCGCCAGAAAUGGAGGCGCUAGUUGGCUCCACCGCGCACCUCGACUGCAAAGUGGAUGCGCUACACGAUAAACUGGUAUCCUGGGUGCGGCGAAAAAAUGACGAAGAGCCGAUGGAGCUCUUAACAACUGGCACUCAACUAUAUACAGCUGAUAAAAGAUAUUCCGCCCGCUUUAUCCCUCCCGAUAUUUGGCGUCUGGAGGUGCGAGAGGUUCGUCCAACUGACGCCGCUCAUUACGACUGUCAAUUAUCUGCCCACCCGCCUCGGACUGCGCGCGUCACAUUAUUAGUGCCAGAGGUAUCAGUUCGCAUCGUGGAUGGUGCGGGUGCGUCAGUAACAGAGCAAGUUUGCGAGCUUGGGAGUACGGUGGCGCUGCGGUGCGAGGUGCGCGGUCUUCGUAUGGAAGGCGGACCCUCGCUGCUCUGGUACCGGAGGGAGUAUCUACUAAACGAUGACACUACUAGAGGUGGCAUAAGUGUUCGCACGGAGUUUGGCGCUAAUGGUGCGAAUUCUGUGUUGCGCGUGGCCCGCGUGCGCGCGGAUGACGCCGGCCGCUACUCGUGCAGUGUGGCGCGCGCUCCGCCGCCAGCGCCUCCUCCCGCUACCGUCAUCUUACACAUCAUCAAAGGGGAAAGCUUGGCAGAACUACACCAGGGGAGGGGAACAUGUUUGAUUCCUGGAAUUGUAAUUUUUACGUUAGCGCUGUGCGCCAUUUUAUACAAUUAA
Messenger RNA from Papilio polytes (common Mormon), 1371 nucleotides. RefSeq lists its product as uncharacterized. The record is from RefSeq and is a predicted model, not a curated record. Gene Ontology annotation, cellular component: neuron projection membrane. Gene Ontology annotation, biological process: synapse organization. The transcript has 9 exons. NCBI's taxonomy places the organism in Eukaryota, Metazoa, Arthropoda, Insecta, Lepidoptera, Papilionidae. The coding region runs from base 1 to 1371 and encodes 456 amino acids.